CUGGUUCUCUCAAAAUCUUUCAUAUUUUUCUCUUCCCACUCAAAAUCUCUUUCUGCGUCUGUUUCCAUUUUCAUGGCCGAUCUGACCACGAACCUGUCGAUUAUGGAGCCGAAAGCCCCACACCCACUCCACCAAAUAGCAGAAAUGCCGACGCAUAAGUUGCUGCUCAAGCAAUGGCUCAAAGAAGAAGACCUGAUUCUCAACAGAGUAGCCCUGAAGGAGACCCAAAUCGAUGCAGUACGUAAAGAAAUCACGCAUCUCUACAUCUUCUUCUUCCUCUUCCACUCCAUCUCGCUUCUUCUCCUCUUCAAUUCCUCGUCCAGAGACCCUCCCACUGGGUCCUGCCACAGAUCAUGGAUCCCGUCACUCUGUUCUCUUCUGUGCUCCAUGGGGAUAAUCUGGGCCACCCGGUACAAGAUGGAUGUAGAAGGGCAUUUGGAGAAGUUGUUGGAGAGGGAGAAGGAGGACGGGAAGCUGUUGGGGAAGUGUGUAGAGGAAUUGAAGAAGAAGGGCGUGGAGUUUGAUUUGCUGAAGGAGGUUGAUGCGUUGAGGAGAGCCAAGAGUAUGCGAAUGGAGGCAAAAGCGGUGAGGAAAUGGUCUGCUAGGGAUUUUGUGACAUUGUUCUUCUUUGCAGUGUCAUGUCUUGUUCUUGGGUUGACAAGGGUGAUUUUAUGCGGUUAAAGUCGAGGGGAAAUUGGGGGUUUUCUGGAGUUUUAUGGGCUGCAGGGUUUAGGAAAACAAUUAUAAGAUUUUCACUUGUUUUUAGUGAGAUUUUUCACAGAAGAAUCUUAGUUUCUGUCCUUGAUCUCGGUGUGCAGAAUAUUCUGUUCUGCUUUUGUAAUUUGGAGAUUUAUAUGAAAGUAUCAAAUAAAUAUGAAAAUUUCAC
Messenger RNA from Rubroshorea leprosula, 886 nucleotides. NCBI's taxonomy places the organism in Eukaryota, Viridiplantae, Streptophyta, Magnoliopsida, Malvales, Dipterocarpaceae. The record is from the annotation of a GenBank genome assembly.